AUGCUUGCUGCUGCUGUGAGAGAGGAGGGGCCCCCUAUAGCAGCUUUUCGGUGGCGGCUGGUUCUCCGCAUCUGCGCUGCAUGCACUACUCCUGGGGCCCGCUGCUGCUGCGGCUCAGCCUCACAGCAGCAGCAGCAGCAGCAGCAGCAGCCGCAGCAGCAGCAGCAGCAACUGGACUUCGCAGGAAGGCGCAACACCUCGCAGGAUCGUCGGUUACAGGGACUUGCUGCCGCUGCUGCAGUUCCGCCAGCUACUGCAGCAGCGUCAGACCAAGGCUUUGCAGCAGCUGCAGCAGCUGCAGCAGCGCCUGCAACGAACGCUGCUGCUGCUGCGGCAGCAGCAGCAGCAGCAGGACCGUUCCCCCGCUCAACUCCACUUUCGGAUGCGUACUAUCCCGGCUCUGGAAACGCAGUAGCCAGUGCUGCUCCUUUGCUGCAGCAGCAGCAACAGCAGCAGCAGGAUGUGCUGCUGCAGCCCUUGACCCCGCGAGGGUCGAGCGGCCGCAGCAGCGGCGCAGCAGCAGCAGCAGCAGGCAGCAGACUUGCUGUUGAGCUGCAGCGCGCAGUGAUGGAAAAGAGGCGCCUUGAAGACAUGGUGCAGCAGCUGCUGCUGGAGAACGAAGAACUUAGGGCACAGAUGGAGCAGCUUGCGGAGAUUAAGGAGCAGUUUGUUGCUGCUCAAACUGCAGCGCGCGGCGAGAUAGGAGGCCUGCAGCAGACACUAAGGGAUGCUACGCAGCGAAUCGCGACAUUGGAGGCAGAGGCAGAGGGAUUGCAGGCAGCAGUUGCUGCUGCAAGGGGACGCGAGCAGCAGCAAGCUGCACUGCUGCAAAGAAUGCGUGAUUUCUCUGCGCAGCAGACACAGGCGCUGCGUGAGUUGCUGAUGUCCCAUCAGCAGCAGCAACAACAACUAGAGCAGGCGCUGCAGCAAGAGCAGCAAGAGCAGCAGCAGACUUCGCAGGCGCAGCAGCAGCAACAGCAGCAGCAACAACAGCAGCAGCAACAGCAGCAGCAGCAAGAUCAACAGCCACAGCAACCGCAGCAGCAGCAACAGCAGCAGCAGAAUGGUUACUGCAAGGAUAAGUCUCCUUUUGAGUUUGAGCACAACAGCAGCAGCAGCAGGUCUUCCUGCCGCGACGCUGUGUCGCCUUUGCCUCUGUUCCCCCCUGCUGCUGCUGCUGCUGCUGCUGCUGCUGCUGGGAGCAACAGCAACAGCAACAGCAAGAGGCGCCGCACAGAGGACCCACUAGACGACGAGCUCAACAACUAA
Eimeria tenella is the source of this 1269-nucleotide messenger RNA. RefSeq lists its product as uncharacterized. NCBI's taxonomy places the organism in Eukaryota, Apicomplexa, Conoidasida, Eucoccidiorida, Eimeriidae. The record is from RefSeq and is a predicted model, not a curated record. The coding region runs from base 1 to 1269 and encodes 422 amino acids. The transcript is spliced from 6 exons.